Molecule: messenger RNA, 1188 nt
Organism: Capsicum annuum
Lineage: Eukaryota; Viridiplantae; Streptophyta; Magnoliopsida; Solanales; Solanaceae
Exons: 1
Coding region: 58-972 (304 amino acids)
Source: RefSeq, a predicted model, not a curated record
CACAAUUUUCUAUCAACUCUACUACUCGUCUACUCCCCAUCUCUCUCUCUUUCAAUUAUGACUCAGCUUGAUUCCGAAUCACUAAAUUCUACUAACUCCCUCGGAAAUAACGACCGGAAAAUCGUAUGCGAAACCCUAGCAAUAGCCGGCGCCGGCGUCCCACCAGAAGAGCUUCCACCGGACUUCCCACCGGAAUCAUUCUGCUUGUCAAAAGAAGCCGAACUCGAUUGGUUUGAUCGUAACGCAUUUCUGGAACGUAAAGAGUCUGGUAAAGGUAACAGUUCACAUUCAAUGAAUGUAUCUUCGAAUUUGAAUUCGAGCUCGCAACGAGUACCAUUGACUUUAAAAACAAAAACUACUUUUUUCGGAUUACCGAAAAGCAGUAGCUCCGUUGAUCCGAAGAGAAAAACAUGUAAACCAGUGAAUAUACGUUUUUUUCCGACGAAACGGUCUGAAUCGGCGUUGAAAGCGGUUGCUGAACCGGAACCAGUAUCGCCAAAGGUUUCAUGUAUGGGAAGAGUGAGAUCGAAGAAAGGUCGUAAAGGAUCAGCAUCAUGUGAACCGGGUUCAACGAAAUGUGAGAUAUCUACAUUACAGAGAUCAAAGAGCAGUAAAGCGCCGCCGGUUAAAAGGAAAAUCAGAAUUUAUUCACGUGUACUUUCAUUGUUGGGAUUCAGUCGAAGGAACAUCAAACCGGUAAUGGCUAGUACAGAGAAAAUGCAUGAUUUCGUACCUGAAGAAGAACCGGUUCAGCAUAGAAAGAGUAAUGCCUUGUGUGAUGAACCGGUUCAGCGUAGAAAGAGCAAUGCCUUGAGAAUUGCGGUGAGUGAUGAACCGGGAACCGGUCCAACCGGUUUAGGAGGGAUGAUGCGGUUCACAUCGGGCCGGAGAUCGGAAUCAUGGGCCGCCGAGGAGAUAGAUACAGUGUUGUCGGAGUUGGGUUCAGAUCGGAAAGUGGUGGGGGUCCACUAAUGGAAGAAAUUGAAUUUCCAAGUCAAUUAGCGCGGUAAAAUUGACUUUGAAAGGUUGUUAAUCCGACGUGGCAGUAAAAUUUACGAUAUUUUUACUUUUUUUUAUUGUUCUUAAACCAAUAUAUUUUUUUGUUUUCAAUUUUUGUUGGUUUAAUUAGUUAUGUGAGAAUUAUAAUGUAAAUUUUUCUUGAACAAAGUAGGUAGUAUUAUCCAUAAA